This is a messenger RNA of Recurvomyces mirabilis, 1197 nucleotides long. RefSeq lists its product as uncharacterized. Lineage: Eukaryota; Fungi; Ascomycota; Dothideomycetes; Mycosphaerellales; Teratosphaeriaceae. The transcript has 3 exons. The record is from RefSeq and is a predicted model, not a curated record. The coding region runs from base 1 to 1197 and encodes 398 amino acids.
AUGGCAAGCGUCUCGAAACUUCCUCGUCGCUGUGCUCUCGCAGCUUGCGUGCAUGCACAUGCUUACGAUCCAAUCAGCGACAUCAUGCCGGAAUCCCCAAGUCAAUGGCAAUACUCUGCAGAGCAAGAAGCUCAGGUAUUCUUCCUGGCGCUGGCAGCACGUUAUCACCAACAGCAGCAAAAACCAAUAUCGAAGUCUUCUGAGAGUAGUAACGACAACGAGGACGAGGAAGACGAACUCGAUUCAUACGAGGAAGAUGCUAGUAUCGUCAACGGCGCGCUGAACCGGGCAACCGACCAGGACGGCCUGAAAAGAUUGGUUCUCGACCGCUUUGCCGAGCUCGUUGCCUGUCGAAAGGAUCCUCGCUACGUGUCCUCCGUCUCCUUGACCAUUGGCCUUGCGAAUCCUGAACUUGACACCUGCGAUGGUCGUGAGGGUCCUUGGACUCUGUGUGUGACUAGGAAUUCAGGACUCUCAGAGGAUGACAAGGAUUUCUUCGGGAACUUCACACGAGCUGUUAAAGAAUUGGCUACCACACAAAAUGUUACUCCUUUCCUUGACCUCAUGCUUCAGUAUUACGAACCUCGAUUGAAAUUUCAUGCUACAGAAUUAGCAAAGCACCCACGAGCCUUGCUACCUAGAGUCGGUCCAGAAGAACUCAAGGCGGCUAAGGAGCAAGAUAGUUUUCUUGCACAAUACUACGCCCUGCGUGAGAGAUUUUGCUCCCUUGCAAAUAGCACAGGCGCCUGUCCGAUUGCCAAGUGGCGAAGAGCUACACUCGCAGCCCAGUGCUUGAAGCGUUCCGCGGGUUUGAUGCAUGCGCUUGAGACGAUCUGCAGCAGGACCGAAGCAUUGAGGACGCAGAAGUACCUGGGUCUCUUAGCAAGAAUUCCGGAUCUUCUGAAGACGAUCCUGGAUUGCCAUGAGACUUUUCCGGGCUUUAGAAACAUCAGCAUCCAACCAAUACCUAACCCACCGGAAUUUGUAUGUACGGACGCUCCUUUCGAACAAUCAAUGCUGCAAGCUACAGAAAAGCUCAAACAGGCAGGGAUGGUUCGUCCUCCCUGGCUGAAACACAAGAAGACUAUAGUUGCUAUGGAGAGAGAAUGGCGGAAGAAGCUGAUCAUACACGCGGAAAUGCAGAUGCUUGGGUUCCUGUUAUCUGCAGAUGCUAAAGAAGCUGCACAGUUCCCAUAA